Messenger RNA from Cladophialophora psammophila CBS 110553, 2478 nucleotides. RefSeq lists its product as uncharacterized. NCBI's taxonomy places the organism in Eukaryota, Fungi, Ascomycota, Eurotiomycetes, Chaetothyriales, Herpotrichiellaceae. The transcript has a single exon. Gene Ontology annotation, biological process: tRNA splicing, via endonucleolytic cleavage and ligation. Gene Ontology annotation, cellular component: nuclear inner membrane. The coding region runs from base 1 to 2478 and encodes 825 amino acids. The record is from RefSeq and is a predicted model, not a curated record. Gene Ontology annotation, molecular function: phosphoric diester hydrolase activity; RNA ligase (ATP) activity; ATP binding.
AUGGCUCAGGAUCCUCAUCGCAUUUCUCAACUAAUUCAAACCCUCGAAGCUGCAAAAUACAAAGGACGGCCGAAAGGCAAAAAAGGAUUCUCUUGCAAGAAGGCAACGUUCCAAGUUGAAGGCACCCAGGGCAUCACGGUUGACUCGUGGCGUUUCAAUGACUGGGACUACAAGCGAGAUGACCUUCCUACCUAUGCUCGUGGGCUCUUCACCACCAGGAGAUCCGACGGUAGUCCAGAGAUUGCCGUCCGAGGAUACGACAAAUUCUUCAACGUCGACGAAGUCCCCAAAACAAAGUGGGUCAACAUUGAGAACGACACUACCGGGCCUUACGAGUUGAGUGUUAAAGAGAAUGGUUGCAUCAUCUUUAUGUCUGGACUUGAAGAUGGCACUUUACUAGUUUGCAGCAAGCAUUCUACGGGCACGCGCGGCGAUGUCGACCAGAGUCAUGCCAGUGUUGGGGAGAAAUGGAUCAAGAGACACGUCGAAAGUGUGGGCAAGACCACACGUCAGCUAGCAGAAGCCUUGAGAGAGAUGAAUGCUACGGCGGUCGGCGAGUUGUGUGACGACUCAUUCGAAGAACACGUCCUCGAGUACCCCCCCGAAGCGGCGGGGCUGUACCUUCACGGCAUCAACUUCAAUCUCCCCGAGUUUGUCACCUUAUCCGGCUCGGAGGUGCACCAGUUUGCUGAUACAUGGGGUUUCAAAAAGGCACAGUAUGUCAUGAUCCAGUCACUGGAUGAGGUCAAAGAGUUCCUGGAGAAAUGUGGUGAGACUGGUUCCUGGGAAGGACGAGACACGGAAGGGUUCGUGGUCAGAUGCAAGAAGAGAAGCAGGGAUCGGUCACUUGCGCCGGACUGGUUCUUCAAAUACAAAUUCGAAGAGCCCUAUCUGAUGUAUCGGCAAUGGCGUGAAUGUACGAAAGCUAUCAUUGCCGGAAAUCCACCCAAGUACAAGAAGCACCAGAAGAUUACCGAAGCGUACUUGCAAUAUGCACGGCGCCAACUAGCCAGAGAUCCAUCGUUGGCCAAAGAAUAUAACAAGAACCACGGAAUCAUCAAGAUGCGUGAUGGGUUUCUUGCGGACAUCGGCCAGAAGGGAUCUGACAUCAUCGCCAAAGAACGUGCUGAAGGAGACGGAGCUGGGCAUGAUGUGUCUGUCAGCGACAUCGUCCUUGUUCCCAUCGCCUCGAUCGGAUGUGGCAAGACCACCGUUGCAACUGCACUGGUAAAACUUUUCGAUUUUGGUCACGUACAGAACGACAAUAUCCAGGGUCAAAAAGGUCGACCAGGCCGGUUCGCUGCUGCGGUAGUCCAUGCCAUGGCAAAUCACAAAGUGGUGAUUGCCGACCGUAACAACCAUCAACGCCGGGAGCGACAGCAGAUCAUGGAUGAUGUCAGCAAAGUGAUGCCGAAUGCGAGAUUUGUGGCAUUACACUACGUCCAUGAGCCCAAGGAUCGAAUGCUCGACGAUAUUCGCAAAGUCACCCGUCAGCGUGUGCUUGACCGUGGAGACAAUCAUCAAACUAUCCGGGCCGGAAGCAAAAGUCCGGAGGAGAUCAUUGGGAUCAUGGAAGGGUUCUUGGAACGCUUUCAGGGCUGCGACAGGAGCACACUCCCGGAUGCCGACUUCGACGAAGUAAUCGAUCUGGACGUUUGUGCGUCUUCUCUGGAAAACUUGGAGACAGUCGUCACCCAUCUUUACAAUGCAUACCCUGGACUCCUCCCGGAAGAAAUGCCGAGUGAUGAGGACAUGCAAGCCGCGAUUGACUAUGCCAUGGGCAGUGAAGUCACGACCAAGCAUGACCUCUCAUUCGGCAAGUCCACGAAUGGAGAGAAGCCGCACAGGCAGAAGAUGCCUGUCCAAAGUCGGCACGAGGAAAAGCCGCUUACAUUAGAACAACUAACGGGCAAGCUUGAAUAUUUCAGCAUAUCGGUGCCAACCAACAACAUUGAAUCCAUUCUAACCUCCAUGUUCGACCACGCUCCGGCAGAAGAAGCCCGCAUGUACCGCAUGCUGAAACAGUCGCGACGCAUUCAGAAUGACUUCCACGUGACAUUAAUCCACCGAGCAUCUGCUACCCAAGAUCCGCAACUGUGGGAAAUGUACAUGGAAGAAUAUCGCAAAGCACUGGCUGCGAACGAUCUCAAGAACAAGAAUCAGCUGACGCCCAAUCUCGGACAAGCACGAGUCAAGCUGGAGAGAGUGGUCUGGGACGACCGGAUCAUGGCAUUUGUUGUCCGCAUCUAUCCUGGUGGCGAAGGACCUUCGUGGCGCAGUGUCAAUGCAAUCACACAUAUCACUGUGGGAACAGCAGGGCCGGAUAUCAAGCCAAAGGAGAGCAACGACAUGCUGGCUCAGUGGGAGGCAGGUGAGACGAAAGGGAGAUUGAUUCACGACAAAGAAGUGCCGGGAGCCGUGGUUUUGGACGGGAACGUCAAAGCUGUGCUUCAACGCAACUUUGCGAGUGGGAGAUAG